Messenger RNA from Dermacentor silvarum, 884 nucleotides. RefSeq names its product G2/mitotic-specific cyclin-B. Lineage: Eukaryota; Metazoa; Arthropoda; Arachnida; Ixodida; Ixodidae. The record is from RefSeq and is a predicted model, not a curated record. Gene Ontology annotation, biological process: regulation of cyclin-dependent protein serine/threonine kinase activity; mitotic cell cycle phase transition. The transcript has a single exon. Gene Ontology annotation, molecular function: cyclin-dependent protein serine/threonine kinase regulator activity. Gene Ontology annotation, cellular component: cytoplasm; nucleus; cyclin-dependent protein kinase holoenzyme complex. Bases 13 to 867 code for a protein of 284 amino acids.
UGGGCCUCUCUGAUGCCACAUCGGGUGACCGACAUCGAAGCGGGCGACCCCGAGGAGGCCCAGAUGUGCGCCCAGUAUGCACAGGAGAUCUUCGACUACAUGGCAUACCUUGAGACCAAGUGGCCUGUGGAACCUAAGUUCCUCCGGCUGCAAACGGCGGUGACACCCGAGAUGAGGGUCAUCCUCAUCAACUGGAUGAUGAUGGUGCACCAACGCUUCCAGCUGCUCCAAGAAACAUUGUUCCUGGCCGUCUCACUCACUGACAGAUUCCUCCAGGUGCAGAGUGUGAGCCGUUCCAAGCUUCAGCUGCUGGGUGUGUCGGCCAUCUUUGUUGGCGGCAAGUUUGAGGAGAUGAUGCCGCCCACACUUGCAGACAUGAUCUACGUCACCGAUGGUGCUUACCAGAGCAAGGAAGGGCUGCGCAUGGAGCAGCAGAUCCUUCGCACACUCGACUGGUUCACGGUGCAACCCUUGCGUCUUUACUUCCCGCACCGAAACUUCAAGGCAGCCCAGGCUGACAUUGUGGAGCACAACCUGGCCAAGUUGAUGCUGGUGCUGUGCCUGCUGGACAACCCCAAGGCAUGGGUGCGGCCCUCCGAGCAGGCUGCUGCGGCCGUCUGCCUCACCCUGUCGUUGUUUGACCGGGAGGACCAGCACAGGUGGGGUGCCCUGAUGUCGCACUUUGGGCGCUACACGGAGGAAGCCCUGCAGCCCACCAUCAAAGGCAUGGCAGGACUUCUCCUCGAUGCACCAAAAAGCACCCACAAGGCUCCAUACGAGAAGUACAAGCGCAGCCGGCUCGAAGGUGUGAGCACAGUGAUCGUUUCCCACGAUGCCAAGCUCCGCGAGAUGGCUGGCCGACCCUGAGGAAAUGCAGAAGAUUU